Messenger RNA from Cokeromyces recurvatus, 324 nucleotides. RefSeq lists its product as uncharacterized. The record is from RefSeq and is a predicted model, not a curated record. The transcript is spliced from 2 exons. NCBI's taxonomy places the organism in Eukaryota, Fungi, Mucoromycota, Mucoromycetes, Mucorales, Mucoraceae. The coding region runs from base 1 to 324 and encodes 107 amino acids.
AUGGCAGAAUCAUCAAAUCGUUUUCAUCCUGAUAUUGAACAAAAUACAGUGUAUGAAGAAAGAUUAAGGUCAAAAAAUAUUCGAGACAUGCCAGUUGGUAAUGAACGACUAGCAGCGCUUCGAGAUUUAGGUGCUACUUUUGAUGAAGGACAACAUAAAACAACAAAGAUAGCAACACCAAGUGGAACUCCAAAGCUACCUUCCUUUGUAGAUGCAAGCCAAAUAGAACAUUUACUUCAACAAAAAAAAUCUUAUCCAAGUCCCUUUUCUGCUUCUAUGUCAUCUAAUCGAGAGCCAUUUGGCAGAUAUGGUGAAUGGUAUUAA